CCACAUUUUGUGGUUCAGUUGGUGAUCUUUCGCCGAGAGCGCAACACGCAGCACGCAACGAGAAACGAGUAACAAACAGUUAGCUGUGUUUUAUAAGUGUGUGUGCGUUUGCAUUACAUUGUAUUCUCGUUACGGCAAAUAUUGGAAUAACAAAUUACCUAUAAGAAAGGCAAAAUUAAAAAAAAAGAAACUUUAAAUAAGUGCAGGUUUCUGAAGCGAAUAAUUAAAAGCAAAUACACAUAAGUACCUAAAUAGUGUUUUAUGCAUUACUGAAAAUAUAAUUAUUCGAAUUCUUACGUACCCCGUCCACUAUCCACGUGAGCAACAAAUAGCAAACGCAAUCAAAAUACGUGAAUAAAUACACAUUUAUAUUUAUAAAAAACUCACGAUUCCUAAUAACUGCUUGAAUACGUAAAGCAAGAAGAAACGAAAAGAAAAGAGCGCCAAAAAAUGUCGAAAAACAACGGUAAAAAUGAAAAAUACGAAAAUCAAUUUCCACAACCGGCUAAGAAGCAAACCUUCUCGGAAAUGAUCUACGAUCCACGCGAUGGUAGUAUUUUUGGCCGCACUAGCAAAAGUUGGGGUCAACUUUUCCUGUUCUAUUUGAUCUUUUAUAUCAUCCUUGCCAUAUUGUUUACCAUAUGCAUGCAGGGCCUGCUGGCCUCUGUGGACAACCACCAGCCCAAAUGGCAGCUGGAGGAAUCUCUGAUUGGCACCAAUCCCGGCCUGGGCUUUCGACCACUGAGCGAACAGACCGAACGUGGCUCUGUGAUUGAGUACGAUAGAAAGAAGACAGCAGAGGGCGAAUAUUGGAUUAGCUUGGUAGAUGAUUUCCUAAAGGAUUAUAAUCAUACUGAGGGUCGUCAGAUGAAGCACUGCGAUUUCAAGCAGACCCACAAUCCGAACGAUGUUUGCGUCGUCAAUACGGAGAGCUUCGGACCCUGCUCAUCGGCGAAUGGCUAUGGCUAUAAAUCGGCCGAACCCUGCAUCUUUCUGAAGCUGAACAAGAUUUUUGGCUGGGUGCCACAGUGCUAUGAUACGGCCAUCAAUGGCAUGCCCUCUGAUCUUGUAAAUGUCAUCAAUAAUACGGCUACUGAGGAGCGUCAACAAAUCUGGGUCUCAUGCCACGGACACUUUGGCAAGGAUAAGGAGCAUUUCGAGAACAUCAGCUAUUACCCCAGCCAAGGCUUUCCCAUCUACUACUAUCCCUAUCUGAAUCAGCCCGGCUACUUGAGUCCCAUUGUUGCUGUGCAAUUCAAGGCUCCGCCAAAGGGCACAAUGUUGGAUGUGGAAUGUAGGGCAUGGGCUAAGAAUAUCAUCUACAGCGGUAGCUUACGCGAUCGCAUGGGCUCGGUUACCUUCCAGAUAUUGGUUGACUAAGCCAAGCAGGAGAUGAAGAACUUGUGUGAUUGCUGUAAAAAAAAACUUAGUGAAGAAAUUCGAGACCAACUAAAAGAACAACAUGAACAGAAAGUUAAUUUUUUUUAGCGCGUUCAAAUCUUAAAUGUAUUGUAUAUAUUUAUAUGAAGAG
Drosophila hydei is the source of this 1531-nucleotide messenger RNA. RefSeq names its product sodium/potassium-transporting ATPase subunit beta-1. Gene Ontology annotation, cellular component: sodium:potassium-exchanging ATPase complex. Gene Ontology annotation, biological process: potassium ion import across plasma membrane; sodium ion export across plasma membrane; intracellular potassium ion homeostasis. The record is from RefSeq and is a predicted model, not a curated record. The transcript is spliced from 4 exons. The coding region runs from base 451 to 1380 and encodes 309 amino acids. NCBI's taxonomy places the organism in Eukaryota, Metazoa, Arthropoda, Insecta, Diptera, Drosophilidae. Gene Ontology annotation, molecular function: ATPase activator activity.